This is a messenger RNA of Penicillium egyptiacum, 876 nucleotides long. The record is from the annotation of a GenBank genome assembly. NCBI's taxonomy places the organism in Eukaryota, Fungi, Ascomycota, Eurotiomycetes, Eurotiales, Aspergillaceae.
AUGGUUGACACCACUCUUGAUCUUGACCGUCGACCUUAUGGACGUUUAAUAAUGAUUGAGAGCCCGCCGAAAGAUUCCUCUACACAACCUACGGCAUCCUCUCAACAUAAGGCAGAUGAAGAAGAGGCCUUGGAAGCUUCAGAGACGACAAAUCUGCUUUCCCCAUCCCAAGAUUCUCAAAAUUCACACUCCGCGUUCGACUUUUGGCGAGUUAUGCUAUGCGAUUCUCGUGUCCUAACGGUUCUACUUGUGAUCAUCUCGGGCACAACUGUGGGCACGAGUUUUCACGCGACGCUCCCUCUGCACGUGCAGGAGACAUUCGGAUGGGGCCCAGGCAAGACUGGGUUUUUAUUCUCCUGUCUGAUUGCCCCUGGUCUCCUGAUCGGGCCCCUCGCUGGCUGGGUCCGUGACCGUAUCGGGGUACGGCCACCUGCCGUGGUCGCUUUAAUACUUCAGGCAGUACUACAGGGUCUGCUAGGUAUUGCCGGAAGCGAUCGUGUUUCCUGGGCUAGUGCGGGAAAGUGGGGAGGAGCAAUUUAUAUAGCCUCUAUCAUGGCUAUUGGUGCAACGAGACCUUUCAUGACGGGCAUAGGACCCACCGAAUUGACUGUUGCUGUUAAAUCUCAUCAAGAGAAGAACUCGGGCAUCUUUGGACCUACUGGUGGCAUGUCUCGUGUGUUUUCUAUGAUGGAGGUUGCCGCUUCUCUUGGAAUGACAAUUGGGCCGAUCAUUGGUGGUUAUCUGAAGGAAAUGGUUGGCUACGACUAUAUGAGUUGGACAUGGAGUGUUCUAUAUAUUAUCCUCGCUGUACUUGUUAUGUCCUUCUUAGGAUCUAAGACCCCCGAUAACACGACCGCUCCCGAGGAAAGUUAUUAG